Molecule: messenger RNA, 1495 nt
Organism: Arabidopsis thaliana (thale cress)
Lineage: Eukaryota; Viridiplantae; Streptophyta; Magnoliopsida; Brassicales; Brassicaceae
Gene: EDF3
Product: ethylene response DNA binding factor 3
Exons: 1
Coding region: 234-1235 (333 amino acids)
Biological process (GO): regulation of DNA-templated transcription
Cellular component (GO): nucleus
Molecular function (GO): DNA-binding transcription factor activity; DNA binding; transcription cis-regulatory region binding
Source: RefSeq, marked reviewed
CCUACCCAUAUAUUAUACCAUCUCCUUAAAACACACUACAAGUAAUAAAAAGGACGGAACUUUUUUUUUUAAUAACAUACAUGCACACUUGAUGUUUCUUAUUUCCCCUUGUCUCUCUAUAUAUACACACAUUCAUUCACACACGUUCACACAUAUACAUUCACAUUACUAAUCUCUCAAGAUUUCACAAUUUUCUUGUGAUUUUCUCUCAGUUUCUUAUUUCGUUUCAUAACAUGGAUGCCAUGAGUAGCGUAGACGAGAGCUCUACAACUACAGAUUCCAUUCCGGCGAGAAAGUCAUCGUCUCCGGCGAGUUUACUAUAUAGAAUGGGAAGCGGAACAAGCGUGGUACUUGAUUCAGAGAACGGUGUCGAAGUCGAAGUCGAAGCCGAAUCAAGAAAGCUUCCUUCUUCAAGAUUCAAAGGUGUUGUUCCUCAACCAAAUGGAAGAUGGGGAGCUCAGAUUUACGAGAAACAUCAACGCGUGUGGCUUGGUACUUUCAACGAGGAAGACGAAGCAGCUCGUGCUUACGACGUCGCGGCUCACCGUUUCCGUGGCCGCGAUGCCGUUACUAAUUUCAAAGACACGACGUUCGAAGAAGAGGUUGAGUUCUUAAACGCGCAUUCGAAAUCAGAGAUCGUAGAUAUGUUGAGAAAACACACUUACAAAGAAGAGUUAGACCAAAGGAAACGUAACCGUGACGGUAACGGAAAAGAGACGACGGCGUUUGCUUUGGCUUCGAUGGUGGUUAUGACGGGGUUUAAAACGGCGGAGUUACUGUUUGAGAAAACGGUAACGCCAAGUGACGUCGGGAAACUAAACCGUUUAGUUAUACCAAAACACCAAGCGGAGAAACAUUUUCCGUUACCGUUAGGUAAUAAUAACGUCUCCGUUAAAGGUAUGCUGUUGAAUUUCGAAGACGUUAACGGGAAAGUGUGGAGGUUCCGUUACUCUUAUUGGAAUAGUAGUCAAAGUUAUGUGUUGACCAAAGGUUGGAGUAGAUUCGUUAAAGAGAAGAGACUUUGUGCUGGUGAUUUGAUCAGUUUUAAAAGAUCCAACGAUCAAGAUCAAAAAUUCUUUAUCGGGUGGAAAUCGAAAUCCGGGUUGGAUCUAGAGACGGGUCGGGUUAUGAGAUUGUUUGGGGUUGAUAUUUCUUUAAACGCCGUCGUUGUAGUGAAGGAAACAACGGAGGUGUUAAUGUCGUCGUUAAGGUGUAAGAAGCAACGAGUUUUGUAAUAACAAUUUAACAACUUGGGAAAGAAAAAAAAGCUUUUUGAUUUUAAUUUCUCUUCAACGUUAAUCUUGCUGAGAUUAUUUAUGUUGUAAGUUGUAACAAGUGGAAAAAAUUAAUUAGGUGUCAAACAAAUCUUGUGUUAAUAUUCUUUGUAUAAUGUAUGGAUGAGCUGUUAUUAAUUACUGUAAUUUUUAAUUGGGCAUACUCGUAAUUUUAAUUGGGCAUUAUUGGUUUAUAGGCCCAUUAAAGUGUUUCUUCCUCA